Messenger RNA from Aspergillus welwitschiae, 645 nucleotides. RefSeq lists its product as uncharacterized. The coding region runs from base 1 to 645 and encodes 214 amino acids. The record is from RefSeq and is a predicted model, not a curated record. The transcript has 2 exons. NCBI's taxonomy places the organism in Eukaryota, Fungi, Ascomycota, Eurotiomycetes, Eurotiales, Aspergillaceae.
AUGGGUAUUUUUGAAGGAACUAAUAUUUCACCGGCAGCAAAAUUUACUGCACCAGAUCGUCGCAGCACACAAGGAUCUUACACGAGAUCCUUGAUCCCGUGUCUCAUAUUAUGCUAUUACAUUCCGGGAUUUUGGAUGUUGUAUAAAGACUCUGGGGUACACAGUCACCUUGGAUGGAAAUUCGUCCUUUUGUCUACUUUAUUCCGAUUGUCCCACGUCCAGAUAGCUUCCCUUUUGAGAAGAACCACAGUGAAAGAGCUUAUAAAAACGCCAGAUGCAGACAUGCCUUACAUGAGGAUAUCUUACUACACAUGCGGUUUACUAUCCGGGGCUAUGUCAAUUAUAUGGAGGGCUCUAGCAUCUCGGUCGCUUUGUGCGGGAUCACUCCCGAUAUCACAGGUCCUGUACCAAGCAACUUCCUCCAUACACAUCGACCACCAUGGAAUGACGGGGUAUGUGUGUGGUCUCACGUGGCUUUUAUUUGAGUAUAAAGACAUGAAACUCGCGAAAGUCAUUAGUCUGUCCUGGUCAUGUCUCAUUCUAAUGGGCACGCUCGUCACUCUGGUUUUCGGGCCGGCAGCAGCUUUGAUGCUAGGAUGGGGUCUGAGAGAAGAGUACCUAGCAAAGUAUGCCAUUCAGCACUAA